Messenger RNA from Diutina rugosa, 978 nucleotides. RefSeq names its product FG-nucleoporin. Gene Ontology annotation, biological process: nuclear pore organization; NLS-bearing protein import into nucleus; regulation of DNA-templated transcription. The transcript has a single exon. Gene Ontology annotation, molecular function: structural constituent of nuclear pore; single-stranded DNA binding; phospholipid binding. The record is from RefSeq and is a predicted model, not a curated record. Bases 1 to 978 code for a protein of 325 amino acids. NCBI's taxonomy places the organism in Eukaryota, Fungi, Ascomycota, Pichiomycetes, Serinales, Debaryomycetaceae. Gene Ontology annotation, cellular component: nuclear pore nuclear basket; nuclear membrane; nuclear pore central transport channel.
AUGAGUCUUGACAGCCAUCGCCCGGCAUGGUUCCAACACCACCAAAAACGGGUGAUCCCCAACCAUUUGGAGGCCAAGAAGAAGCUGCUGUUUCAGAUCCUGAGUGAUGACAAGAAACUGACCACUACCCAGAAGCUGGUGGUCGACGAUGGCUUCAACCUCCUCACGUUUGGCAGCAGCCAACGAGGCGACAAACUGACGAUCUUUGACGACCUGCGGAUGGAUGAUACGAUUAGUGAACACGCCGAAGAAGUGGCAUUCGGUGACGAUCAACCGCCGCUGCGCUCGAUCCAUGACUUAACCCAAGAAGUGCUAUUAAGCAAGCCCCGGCAAAAAGUGGACUCGCUGCUCAACAAAGACCCUGCCCGUUUCCCUCUGGUAUUUCUGGCACCUCUGCCCACCACCAAAGAACCCAAGUCACAACGUCCUGAGAAACAAGAGCUGGCAGUCAUUGUGUUCGGCUACUCCGAAUCUCGUAGUCGCGAAGUGAUCGCUUACUUCAGCGAAGUCGGCAAGAUCUUGGAACCGUUUGAUUUGAACGGCACCACCACCAUGCUUACUCAACUUGCCGAUCGUAAUCGACAGGUACCGAUUUUCUGUGGACCCACUUGGGUGAAGAUUACCUACGAAGACAGAGACCAAGCACUGGAUGCUUUGAAGCGGAAUGGUAAAGCUUUCAAUGGCGAGUUCAUUGGGGUCAUCCCCUACUCCAAAGACGCGUUGGAGGCUAUACAAAACCGGCAAUUAGAUCCUAAUGAGGAUAGAGGAGCCUGGGAUCUCAAGUUGGUCAACCGAAAGCCCAAUGACGACAAUGCGGCGGCGAUGCUGCCCCCACUGCUUGCACUGACGCUUGAAAUGAAGGAUGGACUGAAGCUCUUCUUGAAAUCCGACGCAUCGCUUACGAAGCCUGAUGAUAAGACUAAGAUGGGGUGGGUCGAGAGCGCAAAGAAUUGGUUCUUUGGAUUCUACGAAUUAUAG